Messenger RNA from Teleopsis dalmanni, 1114 nucleotides. It is a transcript of the gene AQP, whose product is annotated as aquaporin-11. The record is from RefSeq and is a predicted model, not a curated record. The transcript has 5 exons. Gene Ontology annotation, molecular function: channel activity. Gene Ontology annotation, cellular component: cytoplasm. NCBI's taxonomy places the organism in Eukaryota, Metazoa, Arthropoda, Insecta, Diptera, Diopsidae. The coding region runs from base 227 to 1051 and encodes 274 amino acids.
UCUUAAAGUUUGCCAAACAAUUUGUUUUAAUCAAAUAGCAGCGCGGCUAUUUGGGCCGCGUACAUCUAUUUUACAAUAAUAAAAUGUGAAAAAAAAAUUUAUAAAAUUUAAUGAAUAAAUAUUUUGAACUUUUAUGAAAAAUAUUAUUCAAAAGUUGAUAUACAUCAGAAGACAUCUCUAGUCAUAGAUUUAAGUUAUUUAUAAUAUUUAUUAAAAAAUCCUCGCAAUGUCAAUGAGUUCACUUGCCAUUAGCACCGGCUUUAUGGUCGGUUGCUGUAUUGCCGCAGAAAUUGCACGACGGAUAGCAAAACGCAUGCUUAACGAAGAUGGUAUCGUACCGAUACUUAUAAAUGAGGCUAUAGCAGCUGCUGAGCUCUGUGCAUGCUGUUUCGAACUUAUCAUUGUCGCUGACAACUUCGGUGUAGCUGCCUAUGCUAUAUUUUUAUUUUUACUUACGGUUUGGUGGGGUAAAGUUUGGGGUGAUGCUUCCGCUUGCCCUUACACACAUAUGGAAGAUAUGGUCGAAGGGCGCACUUCUAUAAAAGAAGUCGCACUACGUACUUGGGCUGAGCUUAUGGGAGGCUGUUGUGUUUAUCGAAUCGUUCAGGUUUUUUGGUGGUUUGAGUUUGCAGAAACUCAUGCAGGCAGAGCAUUUGAAGAAUGUAAUGCAGAUUUGCAGGUUAGUCCAUAUGUUGGCGCAGUCAUAGAAGGAAUAGCUACACUACUCUGUCGUCUAGCAUCGAAAACAAUAAGUGAAAGAGAACCAAAAUUCGGUAGUAUAAUUGAUUCAUUUAUUGGUACCAGUUUAGUCGUUGCAGUUUACGCGUUUAAUUACAUGUUGGUUUCAGCGUUUAACUAUUCCGGUGGCUAUUUCAAUCCUGUAUUGGCGACUGCACUUAAAUGGGGCUGCAGAGGACACACGAAUCUGGAACACAUUAUUGUUUACUGGAUAGGUGCAUGUACUGGAGCAAUACUCUCUGUCGUUGUAUUUCGGUUGCCAGCUGUAAGAAAAAUUCUUCUAGGUGAUGAACUCAAAGAUAAAAAGGAAUAAAUGAUAUAUAUACAUCUGAAACGAUUAUAUGGAAGUCAAAAUAAAAAUAUAUUUAAAAAACAC